Knipowitschia caucasica is the source of this 1185-nucleotide messenger RNA. The record is from the annotation of a GenBank genome assembly. Lineage: Eukaryota; Metazoa; Chordata; Actinopteri; Gobiiformes; Gobiidae.
AUGGAUCUAGUACAGAACACGGAGCAGACGGUGAUUUAUCCGAGCGCGGGAAACAACAACGACAACAACAUGACGGACGUGGACGAUAAGGAGAAUGACUUGGAUGAUUCCAGCUCUGCACAACCAGAGCCGCGGGAGGACGACGUGCGCUUCUCACGGGUCUCCGCGGUGGUCACGCACUGGGUCUCAGACUUUCUGUUCCUCAGUCUUUGUCGCAACUUCAAAAACAGAAAUCUGGAAGAAUUUAACAACAAACUGGGAACGUUUGAAGACGUUGUCAAGAACAUGCCUCAGAAUGAGAAAGUUCUAGUCUGUGCCUUUCUUGCCAGAGUGAUACAUGGGCAGCAUCUGGACGUGAAUUUUGAAAAUGACAAGAACGUGUCGCCUCUGAUGUCUGCUGCAAAAAUAUGGAGUGAACUUAAAGAAACGGCAGAUGAUGAAAGUUUGGCCGAAAAUCUCUCAAUACUUUUAUUUGUGCAGUCGGUGGCAGUGUGCAUGGAGAAAGGAACCAGUGCAUCAUGUGUUCUUCAGUGGUUUGAGGACAAUCUCGACUUUCCAUCGGCUCUGAGGGUCAAACUUAGAACGGUUGUUGAGUCAAAGGACGUUUACCACCCAUUUAUCACAAGCUUCAGCUACAACCGCCUUUUGGAGACAACAGACACUUUUGUGGAUGCCUUUCUAAAAAGCAAUCCCUCUGAUUAUCUUUUUAAGGCAGGCGCCAAGGCACUGCAGUCACCUGGGAGCAAGGAGACUUUGAAAGACACAAUAUCAGAGGACGAAGACGACCAAACUCCAGAGCCCUGCACGGUUAAAGUCAAUAAGAAUAAGAAGAAAUCGUCUUGUGUGAGUCCCAACAAAUCAAAACGAAGACUUCUUUCAACAAAGAUGUGUGACCUGUGGAUCCCAGAAUCAUGCAAAAGGCCUACAGUGGUUCUCACACGAAUCUCCAAGAAAGAGCGGUCUUCGGCCCUUGAUGAGUUCAAUGACAUGGACACCACGGCAUUAAAGAAGCGGAAACCACGCACUAAAUGGACAUGGGAAGAAGACCGACAACUCACUGUUGGUGUGCAACGACAUGGUUUGGGGCAUUGGUCUCGCAUUUUGCAUGACUUUGACUUUGGGAGCCGCACUGGUGUCAUGCUCAAAGACCGAUGGAGAACCCUCUCAAAGUCUCAUGUGGUUUGA